AAAUAGAACAUUCAAAGAAUUAUAAAACCGUAUUUUCACAACUCCCAUAGACCGGUGUAAAUUGUUUAAGAAGCGAUUAGGAUAAUUGGUUAAUAUGUCCUGAAGGUGUCUCAUCGCCCCCCAUCUUACUAUAUCAUUAAUCUUUGCCCAUUUAUAGGUUCAGGAGCAGAGGAACUGGUGUCAAAUAAUAAAUCCACCAACGGAGGAUGCGCUGCCAAUAUGAAAAAAUGUGGAUGUUUGUUAGAUCCAAGAAAUUGCUCGUUCAACGGCAGCAUUAAGACAUCAUGCAUCCCUAACCAGGCUGUUCUAAACUCGAAAACUGAUUGCGAAGACAUGUCCGAUGAAGGAUGCCCUUCGUUAGAGUUUUAUUCUCCCGUGGGUGUUACGGUAAACUCAUGUACGGAUAAUGCAAGUUUGUCGUAUCUGCUUGAUCUUAAUGCAACUAUAGCAAAGCGUCCGAAUCUAGCUUGUACCGAAGUUCAGUUUGCUUGCAAAAAGGAUGAGAACUGUUGCAGUACUGAAACGUGGUGCGGGGACUCAAGGUACCACCCGUUGUUUUGCGAUGAUGGUAAGAUGUUCUUUGCUCAACAUUGGUGCGAUGGAAAGAAGCACUGCGAAGACGGAAGCGACGAGGUGUAUCAUUUACCAGGCUUUGAAUGCAAACCACGGAGAGGAAUUCAGCCGAAUAUAGCGUCUUGUGUGUUGCCACAGAGGAACUUAUACACCUCACUUCCAUUUUGCGAAUACAAUCAAAACCUAUGCGCACUGGAAGGUGGCCGGUGCUUUCAGUGUUUCGACGGAAUGUAUAUAAAUUCGGCCUCUCAAGUCUGCGACGGUGAGAUAGACUGCUAUGAUUUGACGGACGAGUGCCUGUGUGAGAACAAAACAAUUUGCAAUGACGUGUUGGGAGACUCCAGAGAAAGAUGCGGAGUUAAUAAACUUCUGUGCUACGGUGAAUGCGUGGACAUGGAUAAGGCUGUUAUUUGCAACACUUCUUUUGCCUGCGAGGGCGAUAGAAAUUCAAAGUACUGCGCAGCCUACUUACCAAGCAAUGAAACAGACUUCAAAUGUCCUAAAGGUGUAAAAGUCAAGGCAUGCGACGGAAUAUCGGAAUGCUUAAACCGUGAAGAUGAAUGCGACCGUACUUGUGCGAACCAAACACACUUUUGUAGCGUUGAUAUAGCUUGCCACAAGAAACUGUUCUUUUUGGUGGACAACAGGUACUGCGACGGCAAACCGUCCAACAUUAAAGGUUGUCCAUUUGGCUUUGACGAGACAAAUUGCACCAAUCGCUUUUACUGCACAAAUGACAGCCUUGAGAACAUUAGUAAAAAGCGCGUAUGUAAUGGAUGGAUAGAUUGCAGUAAUGGCGAGGACGAAGCGAUGAAAAGAUGCAACAGCACACGUUUCUAUUGCCUCAACAAAGGGGUACCUUUAUCGGUCGGUAUACCGCGAGUGGAGAAUGGAAUCAAAGAGUGUUCAGAUGGAAGCGACGAAUGUCCACCGAAUAGCAAUAGAACCAGCUUGUUUUCUAACGCAUUUGAAAUGAUUGGUAAUCCUUUCUUACUCGCCAUGUUUUGGAUAAUGGGCAUUUUCGCCAUUUUUGGUAACAUUGUAAUGUUCAUUGGUUCUGUGAAGAAAUUUAAAGCGUCGACUAAACCACUGACAAGCUGUUCCUUAUGGUUUGUUAUUAAUCUUUCGAUCGCUGGUUUCUUAAUGGGGAUCUAUUUAAUAGCUAUAGCUAUAAAAGCGGCCGAGUUUUCCAAGUUGUACUGCUAUUUCGACACAGAUUGGCGAACCAGUGAUACAUGCGACUUUCUUGGAGCUCUAGUUCUUAUUUCUUGCGAAGCUACUGCUUUUAUGAUGACGAUAACGACAACGUUUCGACUGAUUACGAUUCUGAAACCGUUCAAGGCACGUUCUGUGAAGCCUGCGUGGUCGUGGGUAGCUACUAUCGCCGCAUGGUGUUUUGCUAUUAUUCUCGGAAUCACGCCUACUUUUAAUACAAGUUCUGGGUAUUUUGUCACCGCCAUAUGGUUUCCAAACCACUUUUACGCCGCACAGUCGAUAAGCAAAUCAAAUUUUGAGCAACUUGCAUGUGAUAUUAUUACGUUGAAAUCAAAUGGUACAUGCGGUGGUUUAACUUGGGCGGAAACAAAAGAACUCGUCACCAGUUCGUUCGACUAUUUAAAGAUAAAAGGCGAGUUCGGUUACUUUGGAGAAACCAGCGUUUGUCUUCCUCGACUGUAUGAAAAGGAAGUUGAAGGGAAGCGACUGGUGCAGUUUUGCUGUAAGAAACAACGACGAAGAAGCCAGAUAAUUCGAGAUCGUCGUGUUAUUGUUGUUGCAAAUAAAGUUCCAUUUAAUUUUUAA
This is a messenger RNA of Ciona intestinalis (vase tunicate), 2373 nucleotides long. NCBI's taxonomy places the organism in Eukaryota, Metazoa, Chordata, Ascidiacea, Phlebobranchia, Cionidae. The record is from RefSeq and is a predicted model, not a curated record.